CAGAUGGGAACAUGGGAAUAGUCGUUGGAAUUUCAAUUUUCAAUUUCAAUUUUCUCGGAGUUUAUUGUUCAGUUGAAGUUGAAAACAACUGCGUAAUGCGUAUUAUUUUGUAAUUUUAUAAUUUCAUUUUUAAAGGUAUCAUGUUCGAAAAUUAGUUUUCUCCAAAAUCAUUUUUUGAUAUAAAUUGAGUGAGUCGAAAUGAAGGUAAAAUUAAUCAUAUCAUCGUGUGUGUAGUAUACUUAAUCUGUUGUUUAAUAUAUCGUUAUCGUAAUACUUGUAAUGGAGAGAUCUUAUUUCGGUAGUGCUAUUAAAACUUAUCCAAGUAAACGAAAUCGUGCGUCGAGUUAUCGUCAGAGUUGUGUAGUUUUCAAAGACGACGAUCCUUUUGACCAGUUAAUCGAAGAUGAACAAAACAAGAAACCGUUAACAUUGAAAAAAUAUGGCUUUGAGAAAGGCGCGGGUAGAAGCACCAAAAGUUAUAUUCCUUCUGGUAACAAUGCUCCUGCUCUGAGAACUAUUCAAAACUAUACCUGUAUAAAUCGUAAAUCUUCUAUUCUUCCACACACUAGAAAAAAGAAAGUGAGAACCAAAAUCUUGAAAGGAAAUAAGGAAAAUGCGCUGAAAUGUAGUUCACGUUUAUUCAAGAGUAAUUCAGAUUCCGAUAAUGAUCUCAAAGGGUUAUCUGCUUAUGAUUUGAGUCCUAGUGUGAAUCCACUCGCCGACUACAAGAAACGAAGAGCAUUUCAAAGAACCAAACCCAAGCCAAAGUCACGUCCGUUAUCAGUUGCGAACGAUAUCAACGCUGAUAGAUGCCUUUUAGCCAAAGAAACCAUCACAUCAAAAGCUCCUGAUCCGGUGAUAGCUAUUAAUCAUACCAACAGUGAUGCAGAACGUGAUGAAACAGUGUUUAAAAAACCGACUGCUUUCGUAGAACGAAGUUCAGAUUUGUUCUACAAAAAUUCGAUAAACAAGAAUCGUGGGCAGACAAAGACGCGAAAAAUAUUACUUUUUAAUGAUAACCAUUCUUUGGAUAACGAAUACGAUGCCGAUAAUUCGUUUGAAAAUUAUACUAGUCAGCGUGCCAUCGACGAGUUAUUCAACUGUGAUUAUGAAACGCAAAAUGAAUAUCGUUGUUCAGAAGUUUUUAAUCCGGGUACGGCUUCAACGCCCAAUUUUGAUAGAAGGAAAUUGCCUUUCAGCCAAACUUUCGAAGAAAACGAAGCUGAAGACAGAAAAUGGGUGAAAUCACUCGAGAACACUCCUCGUUCACCUCUUCUUAACUUAUCAAGUAAUUCAAUCAAUUCGGUUUCAUUAAAUCAAAAGGAAGCAUGCAACCGAAGCGUUCACUUGACUACUGAUGAAUGUCAUGGAAUUAGCAAUAAUAGUAAAAAUGAAAAAGUUGCAGAGCAACUAGAUUGCUUGUCUAAUUCCGCUGUAGAAUCUUCUUGUAGAAAUGAUUCUAUAUCGCCGGCUAUGCAUAGUGAUUCGGGAAAAGAACAAGCUGGAGUAGAAAUCGUGAAAAAUGAGAGUGCGGUCAAGACCAGUGAUUCCUUGCUAAAUUGCAGUUUACGCCCUCUUUCUGAAAAUUCAGAACAUCUUCAUUUGAAUACUUUUAAUCAACGCGAUACGGAUAAUUCGUUAACGACCGAUCAUUCAGAUAAAGAGCAUUCUGAUGCUGAGACUAUUUCGAGAAACGAUAGUGCAGAAAAACCGACUGAUUUCGCUUCACAGACUUCCAUAGAUUCACUCUCCGAUGCUUCAACAAGUUUAGAUCAUGAUUCAUCUGCCAACUUGAUCACCUCUAGUCAACGUUUGAACAAUUCGAUUGAAAGCAAAUAUCCGCAGAACGAACAACCCGAACUGAUAGUCGUUUUGCAACAUCGUAGUCCAGUCGAGUCGCAAACCUCCGCAUCACCAACUUCUUCGCAUACUGUUUUCAAUGAUUCAAAGAGUUCGGAUAACUUCAAUGAUUCUUCACCUCGUCUCAAUAGACGUUCGUCACCUCCUAGCAUCGUAUCGCCUAUCUCACCAGAUUCCAGUGACCGCAGAAUUACUUUACUUAGAAUGUUUGAAGAAAUAGUAGACGACUGCACAGAAAACGUGGCAGAAUUGACAAAUCAGUUGCAUUCGUGCAGCCUGGAGGAUAAGCAAAAUAGUUCCAAAGUCGAAUCGGGUUCCAAUAUAGAUUGCCCCUCAACAUCAACUCAAUUUCAAAAAUCUACGAAUGGCGUUUCUAUAACUAAUGUAACAGUAGAACCAGACAUGAAAAAUGAUGCAUCAGUGAAAGAAAACACUACGGUCCUUACCCAAGAAAUUAUACCUAAUUUUUCAUCGAUGAAUAUAACGGUGGAAACAGAAGUAAUACAGCCUUCAUUGAGCGAAAUAUUCAAAUGCUUAUCUCCUAUUCACGUACUCACAGAAAACAUUUUAGAUGAUGACAAAUUUGUGGGUUGGUCAUGCGAAGAAUACCUCCAAAUCUUGGAACUCAGAGACGCUUUCGUAAACCUAUGUAAAGAACCAGAAACCAAACAAGUACAAUCAGAGGAAGAAAUUCCGGCGCAUUUGAAACAUGUAACGAGACGUCGAAAGAAAACAAUGGUUAUGCCUACGUUGAACGAAGAAAAUAGCAAUUUAGAAGAUGACGAGGUUGACUUGUGCAGUGAAACAAGAAACAAUCCUCUGCGCAGUCAAUAUACUCAACAAAUCUGCUCUCAAAAUCAAACAUCUCUCUAUGUGUCGCGAUUUUUAGAAAGAUCAUCCAUGAUGUCUCAUUCGAUUGUCUUGGCCGCUGGUAAAAAAUGGCGCCGUUCUUUCAUUACAUUGAAAAAUAUUCGCGAAUAUGGGUUUCAAUCUCAGGCUGAACAUGAGGAUUUGAAAGGAAGAUGUUGGAGGAAAAAUGUCGAAGAGUUGAUUUCCAAUCAGUUGGAUGAAAACACCGAUUUGAAAGAAAUUUCUGAAAGCAGCACUUUGAGAUCAGAUUCGAAUGAAACGUUUUUAAAUCCAAAUUCCACAUGUUUAGAGAGAUGUAAAAGGCCGGAUAAAGCGAGAUUUUCUUUUUGUGUAAAUCAAAAAUCACCGCUACCACAACAGCAGGCAGAUGAAAGUAGUAGGUUGACGUCAUCUUCGGAAACUAGUAAAUUAUUCAGUGAUAAAUCGUAUACCUCUUUCGUGGGCUCUCAGCACGACUCGAGAAUUGAAAAUAAGUACGAUUUAGAAGCCGGAGAUUACUCGCGGCCUUUCAAAGUAUCAUUAGAUUGUUACGACUUACGAGAUUAUCGUUCCUCUAAAGAAAAAGUGCUGCAAUAUUGUAAACAAACUCAACCUUUACCUUUCGAUGAAUGUCUUAACGACCGGCUGUUAGAAAAUUGCAAAAAAAUUGGUGAAGGCGUUUAUGGGGAAGUAUUCAUGCUGAAACGUAACCGAGCGCAUUGCUCCGUAUUGAAAAUAAUACCUAUCGAAGGAGAUCUACUUGUUAACGGCGAAAAGCAGAAAAAAUUCGAAGAAAUUCUUUCCGAAUUGGUUAUAUCGAUAGAACUGAGCGAUCUCAAAAAGAGAACAGAUUAUUGUACCGAUAAUUUCGCCGAAUUGCAGAAGUGUUGGUGCGUAUAUGGUGAAUACCCGAAACGAUUGAUAGAUCUCUGGGACGUUUAUAACGAUAAAAAAGGUUCAGAUAACGAUUCUCCGAAAGUGUUCGAUAAUGAACAGUUGUACAUAAUUUUAGAACUGAGUCACGGAGGCGAAGACGUAGAAUCAUUCGUAUUCAAUAACGCCCAACAAGCGUUGUCUGUAUUCACUCAGGUUGCUUACGCAUUGGCUGUAGCCGAAGCAGCGUUUCAAUUCGAGCACCGAGACCUUCAUUGGGGCAAUAUAUUGGUUUCAAAGUCAAAAGAAGAGAGAACCUUAUAUAAAAUUGGCGAGUUUCAGAAUAGCGUUAAACUAUGUGGUGUGAAAGUCACCAUAAUUGAUUACACGUUAUCAAGAAUAUCAAUAAAUAACUGCAUAGUGUUCAACGACAUCGGUCAAGAUCCAGAUCUGUUUACAGCUCAUGGUGACUUCCAAUUCGAAGUUUACAGAUUAAUGAGAAAUGAAGUGAGGAAUAUUUGGAACCAAUUCGCGCCAAAAACGAACGUAUACUGGUUAUGUUACUUGUUAGAUAAGAUGGUAAAAGAAGUCCGAUAUCGACGUAUUUCUACACAAAUUCAUAGAAAAAAUUUCAAACUAUUAGAAGAACUUACCGAAUCCGUGAAAGAAUUUGCCAGUUGCCACGAAUUAAUCUACCACUUCAACUGUAAACGUACCAUUUCAACGAUACGGUAAUUGCAGUCAACAUUAUUGCACAUAACUGCCUAUUGUGAUCUCAAAUUUGCCUAUCUGUGAUGUUAAAAUUUAUGUAUUUUAAAAUUCCGAUGAAUAAAUUUUUUUAUUUUUUCA
Planococcus citri (citrus mealybug) is the source of this 4431-nucleotide messenger RNA. RefSeq lists its product as uncharacterized. The coding region runs from base 280 to 4317 and encodes 1345 amino acids. Gene Ontology annotation, biological process: mitotic cell cycle; protein phosphorylation; intracellular signal transduction. The record is from RefSeq and is a predicted model, not a curated record. The transcript is spliced from 12 exons. Lineage: Eukaryota; Metazoa; Arthropoda; Insecta; Hemiptera; Pseudococcidae. Gene Ontology annotation, cellular component: cytoplasm; nucleus. Gene Ontology annotation, molecular function: histone H3T3 kinase activity; ATP binding.